AUGAUUCCUCGUGUCCUCCCGGGUCUGGUUUCCCGUCGUCUGUUCUCUGUUUCUGCUAGGAUGUCUUCAAUGACGCCGCUGGAGGAUGCGAUGCGCGACAAGAUCGCUCACACAUUCACGCCCUCGUCGCUCGUUAUUCGCAAUGACUCCCGCCUUCAUGCUCAUCAUGCUGCCAUGGAGGGUUCUACAUCAAAGGAAACACAUUUCCAUGUGACAAUUGUUUCCGAUGCCUUCGAGUCCAAGAUGCAGCCCGCGAGACACCGGAUGGUUUACGCUUUGUUCAAGGAAGAGAUGGCUCGGGAAGGAGGACUCCAUGCACUACAGCUGAAGACGCAGACCCCGGCCGAGGAACAGCGCGAGAAGGAGAGGAAACAGAAGGCAUGA
Molecule: messenger RNA, 384 nt
Organism: Penicillium brevicompactum
Lineage: Eukaryota; Fungi; Ascomycota; Eurotiomycetes; Eurotiales; Aspergillaceae
Product: BolA family protein
Exons: 3
Coding region: 1-384 (127 amino acids)
Source: RefSeq, a predicted model, not a curated record